Molecule: messenger RNA, 2178 nt
Organism: Dipodomys ordii (Ord's kangaroo rat)
Lineage: Eukaryota; Metazoa; Chordata; Mammalia; Rodentia; Heteromyidae
Gene: Cpxm1
Product: carboxypeptidase X (M14 family), member 1
Exons: 14
Coding region: 1-2178 (725 amino acids)
Biological process (GO): proteolysis
Molecular function (GO): metallocarboxypeptidase activity; zinc ion binding
Source: RefSeq, a predicted model, not a curated record
AUGUGGGGCGUCCUGUUCGCCUUGGCCGCCUUGGCGCCUGCGGGGCGCCUGGGUCUGGGGGCGCCCAGCGCCUCGAUGCUGGAUCUGACGCCGCCUACCACCACCGAAGCCUCGGGCUCGACCCUGGCCCCUGCACAACCUCCCUCGAAGGCGAACGGGACCUCAGCACAACGUGUCCUAGUUCCAGUUAUCAAGAAAAAAGUCAUUGUGAGGAAGCGAAAGAAGGGAAUUCGUCUCAGCCCCUCCCUGACAACAAGACCUUCGGUGACUACCAGUAGACCAAGGACCCUCGAAAUCCCUAAGAAACAAGAAUCAGGCUGCCCUCCAUUGGGCCUGGAGUCCCUGAAGGUUUCAGAUAGCCAGUUCGAGGCAUCCAGCAGCCAGUCCUAUGGUCUUGGACCACACCGAGGACGGCUCAACAUCCAGUCAGGCCUGGAGGAUGGUGAUCUAUAUGAUGGAGCCUGGUGUGCUGAAGAACAGGAUGAUGAGCCCUGGUUUCAGGUGGAUGCUAAGAAACCCGUCCGCUUCUCAGGCAUUAUCACACAGGGCAGGAACUCUAUCUGGAGAUAUGACUGGGUCACAUCAUACAAGGUCCAAUUCAGCAAUGACAGCUGGAACUGGUGGGGGAGUAGGAAUCUCAGCACUGGGAUGGAUGCGGUAUUUCCUGCCAAUUCAGACCCAGAAACCCCUGUGCUGAACCUCCUACCAGAGCCUCAGGUGGCACGCUAUAUCCGUCUGCUGCCCCAGACCUGGCUUCAGGGAGGUGCAUCUUGCCUCCGGGCAGAGAUCCUGGCCUGCCCAGUCUUAGAUUCUACUGGCUUACCUCCUGAGGCCUAUGCACCAGGUUCUUCUGAUACCUUGGACUUUCGGCAUCAUAACUAUAAGGACAUGAGGAAGCUAAUGCAGCAAGUAAACGACCAGUGCCCCAAUAUCACCCGUAUCUACAGCAUUGGGAAGAGCUACCAGGGUCUGAAGCUGUAUGUGAUGGAAAUGUCUGACCACCCCGGAGAGCAUGAACUAGGAGAGCCUGAAGUGCGCUAUGUGGCUGGCAUGCAUGGGAAUGAGGCCCUGGGGAGGGAGCUGCUUCUGCUCCUGAUGCAGUUCCUGUGCCAUGAGUACCUGAGAGGGAACCCACGAGUAACCCGGCUGCUCACUGAGACACGCAUUCAUCUGUUGCCCUCCAUGAACCCCGAUGGCUAUGAGAUUGCCUAUCGCAAGGGUUCGGAGCUGGCAGGCUGGGCAGAAGGUCGCUGGACCUACCAGGGCAUUGACCUUAAUCACAAUUUUGCUGACCUCAACACUCCAUUGUGGGAUGCUGAGGAUGAUGGGCUGGUGCCCCACACUGUCCCCAACCAUCACCUACCAUUGCCUACAUACUAUACGCUUCCCAAUGCCACUGUGGCUCCUGAAACUUGGGCAGUGAUCCAUUGGAUGAAGCGGAUCCCCUUUGUGCUGAGUGCCAAUCUCCAUGGGGGUGAACUGGUGGUGUCCUACCCAUUCGACAUGACACGGACUCCCUGGGCUGCCCGUGAACUGACUCCCACAGCUGAUGACGCAGUCUUUCGUUGGCUCAGCACAGUCUAUGCUGGCAGUAAUCGGGCCAUGCAGGACCCAGAUCGUCGACCUUGUCACAACCAGGACUUCUCCAUACAGGGCAACAUCAUCAAUGGGGCUGACUGGCACACAGUUCCUGGGAGCAUGAAUGACUUCAGCUACCUCCACACCAACUGCUUUGAGAUCACUGUAGAGCUGUCCUGUGACAAGUUCCCUCAUGAGAAUGAGUUGCCCCAGGAGUGGGAGAAUAACAAAGAUGCCCUCCUCACUUACCUGGAGCAGGUGCGCAUGGGCAUUGCAGGAGUUGUGAGGGACAAGGACACCGAGGCUGGGAUUGCUGAUGCUGUCAUUUCUGUGGACGGGAUUAACCAUGAUGUCACAACCGCACGAGACGGGGAUUACUGGCGACUGCUGACCCCAGGGAAUUACUCCGUGACCGCCAGUGCUGAGGGCUACCAUUCAGUUACUCGGAACUGCCGGGUCACCUUUGAAGAGGGCCCUUUCCCUUGUAAUUUCCUGCUCACCAAGACUCCCAAACAGAGACUGCGAGAGCUGCUGACAGCAAAGGCCAAGCUGCCCCCGGACCUUCGGAGGCGGCUGGAGCGUCUCAGGGGAAAGAAGUAA